Molecule: messenger RNA, 3839 nt
Organism: Pogonomyrmex barbatus (red harvester ant)
Lineage: Eukaryota; Metazoa; Arthropoda; Insecta; Hymenoptera; Formicidae
Gene: armi
Product: probable RNA helicase armitage
Molecular function (GO): helicase activity
Source: RefSeq, a predicted model, not a curated record
UCACGCGAAACGUGUGCAAUCUUUGCGAAAGGAACUGGACUAUCUCAAGGCGACAGAGUGGAGAUAUCAGCCAAUAGAUCGGUACUUAGAUAGGAGCCAAAAGAAUUAAAGAUGUUAUCUUUAAUCUAUAGUGGGAUCCAGCACAUUAUAAAUUAUAUAUCUUCAAAUAAAACAACAGAUGAAGACAUAAAUGAAAUCAUAUCUCGCAUAGAGAGUGCACAGGAGAUCAAUGCAGAUGAAAUUGUAGAAAAAAAAGGAACAGUGAAAGAGGAAGGAUGUUACUAUAGAACGGGCAGUAUCACUUUGAUCACUACAGAUUACGUUCUCAUAGAUGAUCGUUAUACAUAUGAAAAAAACGAUGAUUUAACAGGUAAUCUGAAAAUAGGUGAUAAAGUUCAAUACUUACUGCACCUACGAGAGCCAAAUGCAGAGCCAAAAGUACAGAAAAUUAUCUGCGUGAUAAAUGAAGGUUGGGACAGUGUAAAUAUCAGAUCAAAGGAAGAUGUAGUUCAUACGAUACCGAGGAGUAUAGUUGCCAAAGUAACAAACCGUGAAGGUCGAAUUACCAUUGUUGAACCGAAUAAUAUCCGCAUUGACUUAAACAAAGUGCAAUCUGAUAUUGUUCCUUUAAUUGGUGAUUGGUUAACAUUAGAAUCCAUAGUCGAAUUGUGCAGUGACUCUGUGGAUUUGAGUGGUGAAAUCUUGGAGGUUGACAGGAUCAAACCAUUACGAUCUAAGCUACAUGUUGGUGUAAUAACAAAGUACAAUCCAGACAACGAAGUAGGAAUAAUUGAUAAACAUGUAAUAUUUCACAAAGGCGCAUGUGAAGCAGAUUAUAUUCCCUGUGUCGGUGACAAGGUAGCAAGCGACAGCAUAGAGAGUGAUCAAGGACAAUAUAACUGGAGAUCAGUGGCUAUAGCUCCAUUAAUUCAGACAAACAAAACUUUAAACAAAUUCACUCAAUUAUUAACUAUAAACAAUAAUCCUUCCAUAUCAUCAGAUAAUAAUUUAUUAAAAAAUAAGUAUGGUAUUAUCAUAGAUGACAAUUUAAAAUUUAAUUUGAAUAUAGAAGAAGAGAGUACUUUGGUAGUUUCGAUACAAAAUAAUGCCAGUUAUACUCAUAUGUUGCAUAGCAGUUCUUUUAUGUCACAGAUGAGUCCAUCUCAAUUGUCAGUAAUAUCACCAACAAAUACAGAUAUUAACAUAGUGAUAAAUCCCUCGGAAAGUAUUACUUACACGUUCAAAUGCAAAGCGAAAUUUGUCGGCACGUCCCAAGAGAUGUUCAUCUUUAAUUUCAAAGAUUUCAAGAUCGGUAGAGUGUUUUACAUCACUGUCAAUGCAAAAAGUAUUUCACAAAAAACUGAUUCUGUGUCUGUUACACAAAAAUACAAUCAGAAAAUUAAUGUUCGCAACUUAAAUGAAGUAAUUAACGAUACAUGUAUUCCUGGAGUAAGGCCAACUAAACCGCCUGCAUUUAUCAAAGUACGUAAUGGAAUAUUCAAGAUACCGCAAUACAUUUGGAAUGCAGUGUUGGAUAUUGAAGAGAAUAGAAAAUCACAAAUGGAGUGUGAGAUUGCUAUCGGAGAACAGAUACCAUGUCUUCUAAAACGACUUUCAUUUGAGACAUAUAAGGAUCGUUUCCAUAUUUUACUGUAUCUAGAAGAGAUAGGUCAAAUGCUCAAAUUGCAACAAUAUGACAUGCAAAGUGCAAUUAUGCGACGAUGUGGGAAUUAUCUUGUACUCGAAGUGCCAGGGUUAGCAGAAAAACGACCUUCCCUUCUCGUCGGUGAUAGAGCCCUGAUAUCUUUUCAAUGGACUAAUUCUCAAGAAAAACUGAAAUAUGAGGGCUUCAUUCACAAAAUCAAGAGCACAGAAAUCUUUUUGAAAUUUAACGAAAAGUUUCAUCAUGAAUACAAUGGUGAGGAUUGUCAAGUGACAUUUAAAUGCUCGCAAAGUACUAUUCAACGUUGUCACAACGCUAUUAAUUUAGCCACAAAUCGUCUUGGAUCUGAUUUUUUAUUUCCUACUAGAGUAGUGCAAAAAGAACCACAAGUUCAUUUGGAAGAAUAUAAGAUUGAAGAAAAUCCCACUCGCACGCCAAUUUAUCACAAACACAAUAAAUCUUUACAUUCUGACAAUUUCUCUUCUAUCAACGAUACCUUUGAUAAUGUAAAUAAAAUUCCAAGAAUAUCAGUAGCAGAAAGACUUUCUAAUACUAAGUCUAUUGAAUCAACACUCGAAGAGGCAAAGAGAUCCACGAGAACAAAUCAAAAUUUUAAAACCAAUUUAACAAGUACAAGUAACAGAAAAAUUAAUAUCGCUAACACUAUAAUUACAAGGCAAAAUAAAUUGAUUGAUCAUACUGACAAUGAACUGGAACCAUACAUAACUCAAAUAAAGAAACGGAAAUUAAAUUGGUUUAAUAAGAAAUUGAAUUAUUAUCAGAAAGAAGCUGUAAGAAAUAUAAUAUUAGGAUUGGCACGCCCGUUACCUUAUGUUAUAUUCGGCCCGCCUGGAACAGGAAAAACAGUGACGUUGUGCGAAACGAUUUUACAACUUUUGACCACAAUUCCCGAAAGCAGGCUUCUCGUAGCAACACCAUCGAAUAGUUCAGCAAACUUAGUAGCAGAACGCUUAUUGGACAGUAACGUACUUAAGCCUGGCGAUUUGGUUCGACUGAUAGCCUAUCAUUACUUGGAUAACGACUCUAUUCCCGAAAGACUGUUACCUUAUUGUGCUACGGCAGAAUUAGCUGAGGAAGGAACGUGCGAUACCUUCCAUCAUCGCGCAGAUGGGUUAAGAAUGAACUGUACCAUGUCCGUAUUGGGUCGCCAUAGAAUUACCAUUGGUACCUGCACCACAUUAGGAAUUUUGUAUAACAUGGGUUUUCCCCGUGGUCAUUUCUCGCACGUUCUGGUCGAUGAAGCAGGUCAAGCAACCGAGCCGGAGAUCAUGAUUCCUCUGAAUUUCAUUCAUUCCGAUCAUGGCCAAGUAGUUCUUGCGGGUGAUCCGAUGCAACUUGGACCGAUCACAAUGAAUAAUCUCGCGGCACAUUAUGGAUUAGGAGAAUCAUUUUUAUCACGACUUUUACAACAGUUUCCUUAUCAGAGAGAUACUGAAGGAUUCAAGACUGGCUAUGAUCCUAGACUCGUUACGAAACUCCUAAUGAAUUAUCGGAAUUUACCAGAAAUAUUAGAUUUACCAAACUCAUUAUUUUACGAAUCAGAAUUACAACCGCAGAUAUUGCCUAUAGAAAGUGAGGAAGCUAAACUAUUAGAAAUGCUGAGAGCAGAACUACCCGAAAGAAAUGGGUCACCACCGGCUAUGAUCUUUCACGGAGUCAAUGGUAAGAACUACAGAGAUUCCGAGAGUCCAAGCUGGUAUAAUCCCGAAGAAGCGACACAAGUGUACCUCUAUUUAUUGAAAUUAUAUAAAUAUGGACUUGAGCCGGAUGAUAUAGGAGUUAUAACCCCUUAUCAGAAACAGGUAUUGCAAAUCCGAGAUCUGCUGUUAGAAUUAGAUCUCAAGUUACCAAAAAUCAGCAGUGUAGAAGGAUUUCAAGGCCAAGAAAGAAAAGUGAUCAUUGUUUCAGUUGUUAGAUCAUGCAAUAAUCUAAUUGAAGAAGACAUCAAACAUGCCCUAGGUUUCGUUGCCUCACCCAGAAGACUUAAUGUCGCGAUUACUCGUGCUCGCGCUUUGCUCAUUAUCUUAGGAAAUCCUGAAUUACUUAUUUUGGAUUCACAUUGGAAGAAUCUUCUUAUUUAUUGUAUUAAUCAUGAUGCAUAUACAGGAUGCAAUUUUUCAUCUUAAAUAUAAACAGGUUUGCAAAACGUGAAAAA